Molecule: messenger RNA, 1246 nt
Organism: Monascus purpureus
Lineage: Eukaryota; Fungi; Ascomycota; Eurotiomycetes; Eurotiales; Aspergillaceae
Source: the annotation of a GenBank genome assembly
GCCCAAUUCAAGGGAGAAACGAGCAGGUCUUUUUCUUACCUUGCCCAUUAUUGCUUAUAAAUAUGGCAUCGCAUCAAUUUACCAUUGCGUCGCCGCCGACAGACGCCAUCUCCGCGCUGAAGUUCUCUCCAGAUCCAGAUUCGACGCGAUUCAUCGUAUCCUCAUGGGACAAGAAUAUAUAUCUGUACGAUCUUCGCGACGAGAAUGGAAAUGUCGGUGAAGGGAAACUGUUGCAGAAGUUUGAGCAUCGAGCUCCUGUUCUUGAUAUCUGCUUUGGCGCGAACGAGGACGAGAUUUACACCGCUGGCUUAGAUUGGGAUGUGAGGAAGAUCGAUGUAGCAUCCUCCACGCAGACAGUCAUGAGCAGCCAUGACGCUGGCGUGCGCAGCGUUGUCUAUAGCAGAGAACAUUCCCUUUUGAUAUCCGCCUCGUGGGACUCAACACUACACGUCCACCGUCCUGAUGCGGACUCCAACGGCGGCUCCGUACCUGCAGUCAUACCUCUUCCCCAUAAGCCCUUUUCCAUAGCCCUCACGCCUACCAAACUCGUCGUCGCCAUGGCGUCCCGAGCCUUGCAUAUCUACGAUCUCAAGGCUCUUGCUUUACUUACAGAUCAAUCAGAGGCCACAGUCGAGAAUAAAGUGGAGAUCGAGCCAUGGCAACGGAGGGAAAGCAGUCUCAAGUUCAUGACGCGUUCCAUCGCAUGUAUGCCCGAUGAUGCUGGGUACGCCUCGUCCAGCAUCGAGGGUCGCGUUGCUGUUGAGUGGUUUGAUCCGUCGGCAGAGUCACAAGCGCGCAAAUAUGCAUUUAAAUGCCAUCGACAGACAGCGGACGAUGUCGACGUAGUGUACCCGGUGAACGCGCUUUCCUUUCAUCCAAUCUACGGCACAUUCGCCUCUGGGGGCGGCGACGGAGUCGUUGCUCUAUGGGACGGCAUUGCCAAGCGGAGAAUUAGGCAGUAUCAGAAGUAUCCUGCCAGCAUCGCUGCUUUAGCUUUUAAUAGUAAUGGGAAGUAUCUGGCUAUUGCGGUUAGUCCGGGAUUCGAGGAUGGAAAGGAGGAUAUUUCCGAGGGGAUGGUAAAGAUCUACGUGCGUGAACUUGGGGAGACAGAGGCUAGAGGGAAAGGUGCAAAGCAGUAAGCGAUUUGCGAUGUUAGUUCCUAUGAAAUCUCAUCAGCCUUUCUAUUGUUUCCUUACUUUUUUUAUUACGAAAUUACGAAUAGGAAAAACGUAUGUAUAUGUCAACA